Molecule: messenger RNA, 896 nt
Organism: Dipodomys ordii (Ord's kangaroo rat)
Lineage: Eukaryota; Metazoa; Chordata; Mammalia; Rodentia; Heteromyidae
Gene: Zcchc3
Product: zinc finger, CCHC domain containing 3
Exons: 2
Coding region: 1-807 (268 amino acids)
Biological process (GO): detection of virus; positive regulation of type I interferon production; activation of innate immune response
Cellular component (GO): cytoplasm
Molecular function (GO): RNA binding; double-stranded DNA binding; zinc ion binding
Source: RefSeq, a predicted model, not a curated record
AUGGGGAACACCCAUUAUCCCAACAACUCAGACGCGGCGGAGCGGCCGCUCCUGGAUGAAGGCGCGGCGGGCUCGGGCAAGGGCCGCUUCCUCGUGCGCAUCUGUUUCCAGGGUGACGAGAGCGCCUGCCCGACGCGGGACUUCGUGGUGGGCGCGCUCAUCCUGCGCUCCAUCGGCAUGGAGCCCGACGACAUCUACGCCGUCAUCCAGAUCCCCGGCAGCCGCGAGUUCGACGUGAGCUUCCGAUCUGCGGAGAAGCUGGCCCUGUUCCUCCGCGUGUACGAGGAGAAGCGCGAGCUGGAGGACUGUUGGGACAACUUUGUGGUGCUGGGGCGGAGCAAGUCCAGUUUGAAGACGCUCUUCAUCCUUUUCCGAAACGAGACCGUGGACGUGGAGGACAUCGUGACCUGGCUCAAGCGCCACUGCGACGUGUUGGCCGUACCCGUGAAAGUGACGGACAGGUUUGGGAUCUGGACCGGGGAAUACAAGUGCGAGAUCGAAUUACGUCAAGGGGAGGGAGGCGUGUGCCACCUGCCCGGGGCCUUUUUCCUGGGGGCCGAGAGGGGCUACAGUUGGUACAAGGGGCAGCCCAAGACCUGCUUUAAGUGUGGUUCCCGGACCCACAUGAGCGGCACCUGCACCCAGGACAAGUGUUUCAGGUGCGGGGAAGAGGGGCACCUGAGCCCGUACUGCCGGAAGGGCAUAGUGUGCAACCUCUGUGGCAAGCGAGGACACGCCUUCGCCCAGUGUCCCAAAGCUGUUCACAACUCCGUGGCAGGUCAGCUCACGGGCAUGGCCGGUCACUGAACACCCCGCCGCCUGCUUCUCAGCCAGGGUGAACACACAGCCAGCAUACCCCUCUUUAAGUGCCAAAAGUUUUUUGAGAACUUUUUUUU